AUGGCCCCUCCCGUCAAAGGAAGUGAAGAGCAGGGCCAUGCCAAAGCCACCCCCAAGGACCCCCUGAGCCUGCACCCCUGCCACUACCCACAGGAGCCCAGACACCAGCCCUCACCAUGGUAAGGCAGCAAGGAGCGUUUUCACUGGCAGAGUCACAACGUGAAGCAGAGUGGUGUGGAUGACAUGGUGCUGCUGUCCCAGAUCUCAGAGGACGCCAUUGUGAGCAACCUCCGCAAGCGUUUUAUGGAUGACUACAUUUUUACAUACAUCGGCCCAGUGCUUAUCUCUGUAAACCCCUUCAAGCAGAUGCCCUACUUCACUGACCGAGAAAUUGACCUCUACCAGGGCGCGGCCCAGUAUGAGAAUCCCCCGCACAUCUAUGCCCUCACUGACAACAUGUAUCGGAAUAUGCUGAUCGACUGUGAGAACCAGUGUGUCAUUAUCAGUGGGGAGAGCGGAGCUGGGAAGACAGUGGCUGCUAAGUACAUCAUGGGCUACAUCUCCAAGGUGUCUGGUGGGGGCGACAAGGUCCAGCAUGUCAAAGACAUAAUCCUGCAGUCAAACCCACUGCUUGAAGCCUUCGGCAAUGCCAAGACGGUGCGCAACAACAAUUCCAGCCGCUUCGGCAAGUACUUUGAGAUCCAGUUCAGCCGAGGCGGGGAACCGGAUGGAGGCAAGAUCUCCAACUUUCUGCUGGAGAAGUCCCGAGUGGUGAUGCAGAAUGAGAAUGAGAGGAACUUCCAUAUCUACUACCAGCUUCUGGAAGGGGCCUCCCAGGAGCAGCAGCAGAACCUCGGACUCAUGACACCAGACUACUAUUACUACCUCAACCAAUCAGACACCUACAAGGUGGAGGGCACCGAUGACCGGAGUGACUUCAGCGAGACCCUGAAUGCCAUGCAAGUCAUUGGGAUUCCGACCAACGUGCAGCAGCUUGUCUUGCAGCUUGUGGCAGGGAUCUUGCACCUGGGGAACAUCAGCUUCUGUGAAGAAGGAAACUAUGCCCGUGUGGAGAGCGCAGACCUCUUGGCCUUCCCAGCCUACCUGCUGGGCAUAGACAGUGGGCGGCUGCAAGAGAAGCUGACCAGCCGUAAGAUGGACAGCAAAUGGGGUGGGCGCAGUGAGUCCAUUGACGUGACCCUCAAUGUGGAACAGGCAGCCUACACUCGCGACGCACUGGCCAAGGGACUCUAUGCCCGCCUCUUCGACUUCCUGGUGGAGGCCAUCAACCGUGCUAUGCAGAAGCCUCAAGAGGAAUACAGCAUUGGUGUCCUUGACAUCUAUGGCUUUGAGAUCUUCCAGAAAAAUGGCUUUGAGCAGUUCUGCAUCAACUUCGUCAAUGAAAAGCUGCAACAGAUUUUUAUUGAGCUCACCCUGAAGGCAGAGCAGGAGGAGUACGUGCAGGAGGGCAUCCGCUGGACUCCCAUCGAAUACUUCAACAACAAAAUCGUGUGUGACCUCAUCGAAAACAAGCUGAACCCCCCAGGCAUCAUGAGCGUGCUAGACGACGUAUGCGCCACAAUGCACGCCACCGGCGGCGGCGCGGCCCAGACGCUGCUGCAAAAGCUGCAAGCUGCAGUGGGCACCCACGAGCACUUCAACAGCUGGAGCGCAGGUUUCGUCAUCCAUCACUAUGCAGGCAAAGUCUCCUAUGAUGUCAGUGGCUUCUGUGAGAGGAAUCGAGAUGUACUGUUCUCCGACCUUAUAGAACUGAUGCAGUCCAGUGACCAAGCCUUCCUACGGAUGCUCUUUCCUGAGAAGGUGGAUAUAGACAAGAAGGGCCGUCCCAGUACUGCUGGCUCCAAGAUCAAGAAACAAGCCAAUGACCUGGUGUCCACGCUUAAGAAGUGCACACCCCACUACAUCCGCUGCAUCAAACCCAAUGAGACCAAGCGGCCCCGGGACUGGGAAGAGAACAGGGUGAAGCACCAGGUGGAAUACCUGGGCCUGAAGGAGAACAUCCGGGUUCGAAGGGCAGGCUUUGCCUACCGUCGACAGUUCCCCAAGUUCCUGCAGAGGUAUGCCAUUCUGACCCCUGAGACAUGGCCACGGUGGCGUGGAGAUGAACGCCAGGGUGUCCAGCACCUGCUUCGUGCUGUCAACAUGGAGCCAGACCAGUACCAGAUGGGGAGUACCAAGGUCUUUGUUAAGAACCCAGAAUCGCUUUUCCUCCUGGAAGAGAUGCGAGAGAGGAAGUUUGACGGCUUUGCCCGCACCAUCCAGAAAGCUUGGCGGCGCCACAUAGCAGUCCGAAAGUAUGAGGAGAUGCGGGAAGAAGCUUCCAACAUCCUACUGAACAAGAAGGAACGCAGGCGAAACAGCAUCAACCGCAACUUUGUCGGGGACUAUCUGGGACUAGAGGAGCGGCCUGAGUUGCGCCAGUUCCUGGCCAAGAGGGAACGAGUGGACUUCGCCGACUCAAUCAUCAAGUACGACCGCCGCUUCAAGCCCAUCAAACGGGACUUGAUCUUGACCCCCAAGUGUGUGUAUGUGAUUGGGAGAGAGAAGGUGAAAAAGGGACCAGAGAAGGGUAUGGUGCGUGAAGUCCUGAAGAAGAAACUGGAGAUCCAGGCCCUUCGAGGGGUGUCUCUCAGCACCAGACAGGAUGACUUCUUCAUCCUCCAAGAAGAGGCUGCCGACAGCUUCUUGGAAAGUAUUUUCAAGACCGAAUUCGUCAGUCUUCUAUGCAAGCGCUUUGAAGAGGCAGCGCACAAGCCCCUGCCCCUCACCUUUAGCGACACACUACAGUUUCGGGUGAAGAAGGAAGGCUGGGGCGGAGGCAGUACCCGCAAUGUCACCUUCUCCCGCGGGACAAGUGACCUGGCUGUGCUCAAAGCUGGGGGCCGAACUCUCACUAUCAGCAUCGGGGACGGACUGCCUAAGAGCACCAAGCCUACACGGAAGGGGUUAGCCCAGGGAAGACCUCGAAGGUCAGCGCAGGCCCCUACUCGAGCAGCCCCUGGGACCCCCAGAGGCAUGAAUCGAAAUGGGGUACCACCCUCUUCCCAGGUGGGGCCCCUACCCCUGGAGAUCACAUCUGAAAGGAGUGCCCAGAGGCCUCCCCGGGGCCCUCCAUCCUCAACCCUAGGAGCCAGCAGACGUCCCCGGGCACAGCCACCUUCAGAGCACAACACAGAAUUCCUCAAUGUGCCUGACCAGGGUGUGGCAGGCAUGCAAAGGAAGCGAAGCAUAGGGCAGAGACCUGUGCCAGGUGUGGGCCGGCCCAAGCCCCAACCUCGAAUCCAUGUGCCAAGGUGCCGGGCACUGUACCAAUACAUAGGCCAAGAUGUGGAUGAGCUGAGCUUCAAUGUGAAUGAAGUCAUUGAGAUCCUCAUGGAAGAUGACUCCGGCUGGUGGAAGGGCCGGCUGCAUGGCCAGGAAGGGCUCUUCCCAGGAAACUAUGUGGAGAAGAUCUGA
Molecule: messenger RNA, 3417 nt
Organism: Cricetulus griseus (Chinese hamster)
Lineage: Eukaryota; Metazoa; Chordata; Mammalia; Rodentia; Cricetidae
Source: RefSeq, a predicted model, not a curated record